Messenger RNA from Fimicolochytrium jonesii, 1359 nucleotides. Its product is annotated as BUD22-domain-containing protein. The record is from RefSeq and is a predicted model, not a curated record. Bases 1 to 1359 code for a protein of 452 amino acids. Gene Ontology annotation, cellular component: nucleus; 90S preribosome. The transcript is spliced from 4 exons. Lineage: Eukaryota; Fungi; Chytridiomycota; Chytridiomycetes; Spizellomycetales; Powellomycetaceae. Gene Ontology annotation, biological process: maturation of SSU-rRNA.
AUGUCACCACCAGAAGCUGUUCCAAUGGAAGUUGCUUCUACACCUGCGUCCAAUGCAGCAACAACAACCACCCAGCCUCACGAACCAGACUGGGACAAGCUGGCGGACAAACUGCGACGGAAGUUGCACCAUAUCCAAGUCUCCCUAAAACGCUCCGGCAAAAAGGGUAAAGCAUUCGUCCUGCGCGCCUUGCUCAAGAAGGCUAGGUUUUAUCGACAUAAGCUGGACAAUCCGCAGAAACCGAAAGCGAAGGAUGACGGAGAGGAAGAGGACGAGGAGGAGAAAGCGGCAAAAGCGCAGGCGGUGAAGGAGGAGUGGGAGAGGCAGUUGAGGAAGUUUGAGGAGCAGCUUGAUGCGCUGAAGACGCUAGAUACAGCAACGCUCCUCCAAUCCACAUUCCUAUCAGCGCUCAAAAAGAGCACAUUACCCGACACCGACCGGCUGAUAGGAUACUGGGACACACGAGACGGUAGCGGCGGAGUCGAAGGAGCAGCCGAGGCCGACUCCGACGCAGCCGGCGAAACACAUACCCCUCGCACGAAAUCGACCGACCCACAACGCUCACUAACCCCCCUGGAGCAGCGAAUAGCCACCGCUGCACCCGUCGAAGCCGCGGUGAAAGAAGCGAUCGAGGACCUGUUUGUGAUCAUCACAGGCCGGACGUCGACGGGGGCGAGGGCGGUGAAGAAAUCGCAGUUGGCGAAACAGGCGAAGGAGAACACGAAGACGAAAACGAAGACAGAUACGGCGCUGAAAAGGAAGAGAGGUGUGAAAGACCACGAUGACGAUGGGGAUAGUGACAGCGACACCGCAAAGAGACGCCCGAAACUCGCCUCGACGUUCGUCACCGCCCUCGGCGGCGGCGACGACAGUGCCGACGAAGACGCCGCCGCGAACGAUUCGGACGAUUUCAGCAUGUCCGAGUACGGCAGCGACGCAGCGUUCAGCGGCGACGAGAGCGAUGCGUGGGAACAGAACGAUAAGAAGCUGAAGAAGGAGGUUGUGAAGAAGAAUAGGCCGGGGCAGCAGGCGCGGAGGGCACGAGCCGAACGCCAAUUCGGCAAAAAAGCAAAACACAUCCUCUCCGGGAAAAAGUCCACCACAGAGCACUACGAAGAGAAACGGAAAGCCACAUUCAAACCCUCUCGCGGGGCGGCCGCAAAGACUGAUGUGCGACAUCACUCAUACCAGCGACCAGCCACUGGGGAAUCAGCAGCACCGGCGAAGGGGAAUACGAAGGCGGAACCGCUGCAUCCGUCGUGGGAGGCGAAGCGGAAGGCGAAGGAGGCGCAGACGGCGGCAAUGGAGGAGGCGAACAAGAAGGCGAAAAAGAUUGUGUUUGACAAUGAUUCUGAUUGA